AUGCAGCACUCUGCGACAACAGCGCACAACUUGCACUCCGACCUCGCCUCCUUAACACCAACAGCACCCUCGCCUCCUACCGCACCGUGCGGCGAUGGACCAGCUCCCAAAGGGGACCAAGACACAUUGUACCCCCGAGACGCCAGAUCUAAACCCACCGGACACAUCCUAAAGCUUAUAGAGGGUAGUGGAGGACGUUUUCCCGGAAUCGGUGUGGACGACGGUAGGCCAACACGAAGGGUGGCGGAGAACGUCUGUAUGGAGGCCGCGUACGGUGUGUUGGACGACGAUGACGGUAGUGACAAGUGCCUGGAUGGCUGA
Molecule: messenger RNA, 321 nt
Organism: Cyclocybe aegerita
Lineage: Eukaryota; Fungi; Basidiomycota; Agaricomycetes; Agaricales; Hemipholiotaceae
Source: the annotation of a GenBank genome assembly